Messenger RNA from Echinococcus granulosus, 528 nucleotides. RefSeq lists its product as hypothetical. The transcript has 2 exons. Lineage: Eukaryota; Metazoa; Platyhelminthes; Cestoda; Cyclophyllidea; Taeniidae. The record is from RefSeq and is a predicted model, not a curated record. The coding region runs from base 1 to 528 and encodes 175 amino acids.
AUGAAUUUCGAAGACCGGCUCAGAACUGCCAAAUUUAAUCUUCAUCUCUAUCCUUUAUGUCAAGGAGUACCCCUAGUUCUCCACGCUCUUCCCUACGAUUUAUUUUUGGCCGCAGUCAAUGCCGGCAUCACCCACGAUACCGACAUUGACCAAUGCUGCAACACAGUGGCCCAACUUGUCAUUGAUCAGGAAGAACAAACCAUUGCUAGAGACUUCUUUCUUCGUUUCCAAAAAGCUGACGAGGACGACGAAAAGUACGCCAAGAACCUUCAACUUCUGACUGAACGCACUUUCUGUGGCUGUCCUCCAAACAAGGUCUCUAACUGGGUAACGGUCCAGUUUAGACAUAAAGUUCGACCUCCAGCUUUGUCUGAGAAGCUCUGCGACGCAAAGACUAACUCGCUCGGUCAAUUGGUCAAACUCGCAACCACCAAUGUGGGACGAGGAACCACCGUCCCCGGUGCUACCAGUUGUGAGCUCCCCUCGAAAUUCCCAAACGGUUGUCCCCCGUCUUUGGUCAGGGCAUAA